CUUCUCUCCUCGCGCGCCGUGCGGGAUUCUUUCGGGUUUCGUGACAAGUUUAUUUUUUUUUCGUGCUAAAUUUUCGUCGUCGUGAAAUCCGGUCCGUCGCAGGCUUGCCUAUAAAAAGCAAUAAUUGUGUUGGGGUUUUGCGUUGGUGGUUUAUCGCUUUUGCUUUGUUUACGACUUCCGGGCAGAUUCGCACAGGAUGACGGACAGCAAAAUCGAGCACGGUUGCGAGACCGAGGGCUGCAAGAGUCCGGCGACCCUGCAGUGUCCGGUUUGCCUCAAAAUGGGCAUCCAGGGGUCGUUUUUCUGCAGCCAGGCGUGCUUCAAGGGCUCGUGGAAGGCCCACAAGGUCAUUCACCUGUUGGCGAAGGGAAACGAGGACAAGAACGUGUUCAAUCCGUGGCCUUACUACACGUUUAGCGGAAAGUUGCGACCGUUUCCGCAGUCGGACACGAGACCCGUUCCGGCGGCUAUUCCGCGCCCGGACUAUGCCGACCACAAGGAAGGUCGCUCAAAGUCGGAGGAAUCGUUGCGCGGCAACACCACGAUUAAGGUGCUGGACGACGAGGAGAAGGAGGGAAUGCGCGUGGCCUGCCGGUUGGGCCGCGAAGUGCUGGACGAGGCCGCCCGGGUGUGCGACGUCGGAGUGACCACUGACGAGAUUGAUCGGAUCGUGCACGAGGCGUGCAUCGAGCGGGACUGCUAUCCGUCUCCGCUCAACUAUUACAACUUUCCGAAGUCGUGCUGCACGUCGGUCAACGAAGUCAUCUGCCACGGAAUCCCGGACAUGCGUCCGCUCGAGGACGGCGAUCUGUGCAACGUGGACGUGACCGUUUAUCAUCAGGGCUUCCACGGCGAUCUGAACGAAACGUUCUUCGUUGGGAACGUGAAGGAGCAGCACAAGAAGCUGGUCCAAGUUACGUACGAAGCGUUGAUGAAAGCAAUUGGGAUCGUGAAGCCGGGAGAGCGCUACCGCGAGAUUGGAAAUGUUAUCCAGAAGCACGUCCACGCGCACGGAUUCAGCGUGGUCAAGAGCUAUUGCGGCCACGGAAUUCACCGACUGUUCCACACCGCCCCAAAUGUGCCACAUUAUGCUAAGAACAACGCCGUCGGAGUGAUGAAGCCUGGCCACUGCUUCACCAUCGAGCCGAUGAUCUCCGAGGGCACUUGGCGCGACGUUUCGUGGCCGGACGAUUGGACCGCCGUCACCGCCGACGGACUUUUUUCGGCCCAGUUCGAGCAGACGCUGCUCGUGACGGAGACGGGCUGUGACAUUCUGACGAAGCGGAGGACCACCGCCGGAACGCCACACUUUAUGGACAAAAUGUAGGGCGCGAGGGAGAAGACAUCGAUUUCGUUUCGAGUUUAGCGAGCUUUUGUAGUGUGUUUCCCUCCCCCGAAACCAUUUUGGAAGUUUCUUUUUUGUUCCACCCUCAAAAAGCAAUAAGUCCGAAUUGUUGUUUAGCCGUAGAUCCUUGUUAUUCUUUCGUUGCAGAAAACAUCUGUUUCGCAAUAGAAACACAUUAACCAACUCUUCCUGCUGCUACAACAUGGUGAAAUUACAAGUUUUUUCUCUAUUGUAAUAUACAGAAAAUGAAAAUAAAUCCAAAUAACAAACCCAAA
Messenger RNA from Culex pipiens pallens (northern house mosquito), 1620 nucleotides. Its product is annotated as methionine aminopeptidase 1. NCBI's taxonomy places the organism in Eukaryota, Metazoa, Arthropoda, Insecta, Diptera, Culicidae. The record is from RefSeq and is a predicted model, not a curated record. Bases 197 to 1327 code for a protein of 376 amino acids. Gene Ontology annotation, molecular function: metalloaminopeptidase activity. Gene Ontology annotation, biological process: proteolysis. The transcript has 3 exons.